CCCUCCUUUUCAUUCUGACUGCCCCCCUUCCAGAUGGCAGGAUCGGUCGUUAUCACUGCGGAUGCGCAGGGCAUCAUUCUGAGCGUCAACCAGCAGUGCGUCGACAUGUUCGGCUACAGCGGAGAGGAGCUCAUUGGGCGCAACCUGACCUGUCUGAUGCCAGCGCCCUAUUGCUAUCUCCACGACGGCUUCCUCAAGCGCUUCAAGGAGACUGGCGAGUCGCACAUCAUCGGAUCCUCCCGCGUCGUCGAAGGCAAACACAAGAACGGCCUAGUAUUUAAUAUACGAUUAUCAGUAUCGCACAUAGUAUUAGAUGACGAAACGCUAUACGUCGGGCUCAUGGAAAAGGUCGAGGAGCAAGUGGCAAGAGUCACGAUUGACACGAGAGGGUUGAUAAUAUCGGUCAAUCAGCUCUGCACGCAGCUGUUCGGGUACCAUUCCGAGGAGCUUGUCGGCCACCCGGUCUCCAUUCUCAUGCCGGAGCCCUAUGCUUCACACCACGACCACUUUCUUCGAAACUAUCAAAACACUGGCCAUCAGAAGGUGAUGAACAAGAUUCGCAACCUCGAAGGUCGCCGCAAAAACGGCCAAGUGUUCCCGAUGACGCUCAAAGUCACCGAGCAAAGCUUCAACGGGGUUGUUCAGUAUGUCGCCGAGAUGCUGGACAUGGAAACGGACGACAAGAACGCCGUUUUGACCUGCGACCCACUCGGCACCAUUCGUUCCGUCAGUAACAACCUGCUCACCUUUUUUGGCUUCAAGGCUGCUUCUGAAAUUAUUGGUCAAGACAUUACCCUGCUCUUCCCAUCGUUCGACAUUGCCCAACGCGAUCGCGAUCUUGCGCGCUUGCAGCUCAUGGCUCGCCAUUCCGACGGCUCGACGUUCGAUGCUCUCGUCGAGUUGAACGAGUUUUCCGUGGCCAGCGAGCUGCUCUGGUCGGUUCGUGUGACCAGGGCCCGCUCGGCUCCGUCAUCGCGUGCGUCGUCCACGUCGUCUUCGGCCGCCAGCAGCGCGCACAGCCAUCCGGAUCAUCCGCACGUGCCUCCGACCGCGGGAGGCGGCUCCGGCAGCCACAGCCACGCCUCCCUCACGACUGUCGACUCCAUCAUGCAGGGCGUCGGCCAGUACAUUGGCAAUUAUCGCGUCGGCAAAAUGCUUGGCUCUGGGUCAUUCGGUGCCGUGUUGCUCGCCACCCAUCGCUUGACGGGCAAGCUGGUGGCCAUCAAAAUCGUCAUGACCAACGCUCGCGGAAGCAAUAUCGAGCGUGAAAUCCAAAUUCUUCGGCGCACUCGCCAUCGCAACAUUGUUCGCCUCUACGAGGUGAUUCAGACCCCACAGCGCACGUUCAUGGUCACAGAGUAUGCAAGCGGCGGUGAGCUCUUUGAUUAUGUCAGCAACACUGUUGGCCACGGGUUGGACGAGAGUGAAGCACGCAUGUACUUCCGAGAUCUCGUGUCUGCCAUCGACUACCUGCAUUGCCAAAAUAUUAUCCACCGCGAUCUGAAGCUGGAGAACCUGCUGCUCGACUCGCAAGGCAAUGUGAAAUUGAUUGACUUUGGGUUGAGCAACUUUAUGAAGAUUGCCGAGCGCAUGAACACGUGCUGUGGGUCGCCAAUGUAUGCUGGUCCUGAAAUGUAUCGUCGAGUCAAGUAUGAAGGCCCUGAAGUGGACGUGUGGAGCAUGGGUGUGAUUCUGUAUGCACUGGUUGUGUGCAAUCUUCCUUUCGACACGCCUGAGCAUCUGACCGCAGAGUGCCGCGAUUUGCCCAAGCAUCUGACCGCAGAGUGCCGCGAUUUGAUUAGCCGCAUGCUCGUUACCGACCCGAAGCAGCGUAUUUCCAUUGCCGAUAUUUGCAAUCAUCCUUGGGUGAACAAGGGCCUCCCGCCACUUCAGCGCGCUCAAGUCAUGACCUCGCUGCCAGAGACGCCGGUUGAUCCCGAAAUUGUCAGCACAAUGAGCGACGCAGGCUUCUCGUCCAGUGUUGUGCUCGCAUCCUUGCGAAAUCACUCGUUCAAUCAAGUCACAGCGACGUAUUACUUUUUGGAGGAGAAGAAAAUGAUGAUGCGCCUCAUGAUGGGCGCGCAGCAGCAGCAGCAGCAACAACAACAACAACAGCAGCAACAACAACAACAGCAGCAGCAACAGCAACAGCAAAUGCAGCAACAGCAGCAAUCCAACCCGGGAGCGCUCGCCCUGCCUGCCAUGUCCUCUCCUUCUCCCCGAAUGCAAUCUCCCGCGCCCACUCAUGCCUGGGGUAAGCUAUCGACCAACCCAGGUCCGAGCGCAGCAGUAGCGGCAGCAGCGGCAGCAGGUGGCUGCACGUUCUUGAAUUACCGUACCGCUGCUUCCCCCGCAGAAAGCAUCAGCACGACUGCUUCCUCUGCCAUGUCGGUCAGCAGUGAUGAGAACCCAGCGCCGGCCGCUGACCCUCAAUUAUACGAAUCGUAUCGCUGUCCCAAUUGCAAUUUUAUUGACGAAGAGGCCGCUCGUGCCGAUCUCACUCUGGCACAGAGUGUACAAACGCUGAUGCGCUCCAUUUCGUCGUCCUCGACGCCAAUGUCGACGCAAAAUCUGCCUGGACCAACCAUCAAGAAGCGACGAGCAGAUGAAGACGACGCUAUUGCACCUUUGGAGUCGAUGGACACCACGUUGUCGUCCACAUCCUCGGAUUCCUCCACAUCUGGUUUGUUCGGUAUUCACUCGUUGCCGACAACAAAGCAAGAACUGCACCAGUUGAUCUUGGCCGCCCUCUCCCAGUUCAAACGUCUUUCUAUGUAACAGCGCUUUCAGCGUUUAUCCAAUAAACACAAUGGAUUUGCAAAAACAC
Molecule: messenger RNA, 2827 nt
Organism: Capsaspora owczarzaki ATCC 30864
Lineage: Eukaryota; Filasterea; Ministeriida; Capsasporidae
Exons: 9
Coding region: 34-2778 (914 amino acids)
Biological process (GO): protein phosphorylation; regulation of DNA-templated transcription; intracellular signal transduction
Cellular component (GO): cytoplasm
Molecular function (GO): ATP binding; protein serine/threonine kinase activity
Source: RefSeq, a predicted model, not a curated record